Molecule: messenger RNA, 860 nt
Organism: Aplosporella prunicola CBS 121167
Lineage: Eukaryota; Fungi; Ascomycota; Dothideomycetes; Botryosphaeriales; Aplosporellaceae
Exons: 2
Coding region: 197-775 (192 amino acids)
Source: RefSeq, a predicted model, not a curated record
CUUCUUUCCCUCCCGCCGCUCCUUCCCUCCGGGCCCGCAAGCAAUCGGCUUCACUCAUUCAGCUGGUUGCGCUGCGCUACGUUCCUUUCCCCAAAAUCACGCCCGACUCCUUGCGACCCUUCUCGCUCUGCAGUCGUGCAUACCAAUUGGAGAACUCCCCGACAAGCCAAAACAUCUUGCCGCCGCUCGUUUCACCAUGCCUUCCGUUCUCUCGCUCGUCCGCCGCGAUGCCUCUGCCUCCGACUCCGCCGAUGACGCCGCCCUGACUCCCUUGAUGGUCGACCUUCUCAUCGCCCUGCUGGUCCUUGUCGUCAUUGCCCUCAUGGCUGUUGUCGCGCUGAUCUUCAUGCGCAAGGCUCGCAACGCGAAGAAAGCCAAGACUCCCGAACUGCCCAUGUACAACGAAACCGAGCGCCCCGUCUCUUCCCGCAUGUCGUCGCAUCACCGCAGCCUGACCAUCGCCGCCGCCCCCGCCUACUCGGCCGGCAACCCAUCUGUGUUCGUCUACGGCGACGAAAAGGUCUCGAACGAGCCCCAGACGCCCAGCAGCCCCGUCCCGGAAAUCCGCAUCACGUUUCCGGAAGAGGUUGACGACAAGGGAAAUAAACAGUCUGGUCGGGUCGUUGUGGUGCGUGUCGGCGAGCACAGCGUUGGGCUGGAGCCGCUGCACGAGGAACAGCUGCCGCCUUACCAGAAGGACGCGACCGACCGCUUCCAGUCCCUCGAUCUGGAGCGCAUUGGCGGACUGAAGGAGAAGAACGAGUACUCUCCCUAAGCAAUCGACAAGAUCUCUGCCGCCGCUUUGCAGGCUACCAAUGUACCCUAAAUCCAGCAACAGCACCCGCAAUCGCAACUCCACC